UCCGGCCAACAUGGCUGCGUCCUUGACGGGCGUGUUUUGGUUUCGGUGAGGCGGUAAACACGCGAAUGUGCGGAGAGGGCGAGAGUCGACAGAGCCGAGAGGAGGGAAAAUGGAGAGACGACAGUUCGUCGCGUCUCUGGUGGCAGGAGGCUGCGCCGGGAUGUGUGUGGAUCUGACCCUGUUCCCAUUAGACACCAUUAAGACCAGACUGCAGAGUCAGCAGGGCUUCCACAAGGCGGGGGGCUUCAAGGGGAUCUACGCCGGGGUGCCGUCUGCCGCAGUCGGAUCCUUCCCCAAUGCCGCUGCGUUCUUUGUCACCUACGAGUGCGCCAAGUCCCUCCUCGGCGCCAGCGGAGCUUUCGCAGCGCCGCGCGCGGCACCUGUCAGUCACAUGCUGGCCGCCUCCCUGGGAGAAAUAACUCCACCGUGGCGAGGGUGGGACCAGCCAGCGGGCAUCUGCGCCACUCUGGGGCCUCAGGGGGAGGCGGGGCGGAGGGUCGGAGGGCGGCUCCGGGAGUCGCUCCGUGAGAUCCACUCGCUGUUCGCCGGCGUUUCCACGCCGAUGCAGGAUAAAUGGGGAAGUCAAGUCGCCAGAUACACGGUCGGCCUGAUGACCUUCUGCAGACCCGCCAGCCGCCGCACCUGCGUCGUGUCGCCUGUUUGUAGCUGUUUGUUAGCCGGCCAAGUCGCACUCUCACUGAAGCGGUCGCUCCCCUCAACACCCCGCUUUACGGCCAGUUGCCAUGUCGCCAUGGACCCCGGGAGGGUGGCGUGUUUGAUCCGGGUGCCUACAGAAGUGGUGAAGCAGAGAACCCAGGCCUCUCCCUCAUCCACCACCUACAGCAUGCUGCUGGCCACACUCAGAGAGGAGGGUGUUCGAGGUCUUUACAGAGGAUACGGCAGUACAGUUCUCAGAGAGAUCCCAUUCUCACUGGUGCAGUUUCCGCUCUGGGAAUAUUUGAAGGCGCGGUGGCAGCCUUCGUCACCACCCCUCUCGACGUGGCGAAGACCAGGAUCAUGCUGGCCAAGGCGGGCUCAGCCACGGCGGGCGGCAACAUCCCGAUGGUGCUCUGCGACGUGUGGAGGAGCAAAGGCUUUCCAGGGCUGUUUGCAGGCAGCGUCCCGAGGACGGCCUUCAUCAGCGCGGGAGGCUUCAUCUUCCUGGGAGCGUACGAAAAGGUCCGCCACACGUUACUAUAGCGGGGCUUCAGGGCGCGACCUCCCACCCCACGGCGGACCCUCGCAGCUUGGGGAACGCUACCAGCUCGGUUCCUGGUCCGUGUUCUCCAGGACGCUGCAUUCCUGGUGGAUAACGUGGAAAAGACAUUAGCAGUAUUUAUCAUUCCGUCCCGUCAUUUUGGAAUGGAUUUUGGAAUUAAAGACUCUCUUUUAUACUUCUUGUGAUAUUUCACCCUCCAGACUCCGGUCCUGCAAGCGUUUAAUGUCCGUUUGUUUAAUGUUUUAUCCAUACUUUUCGUCCCUCUGUUGAGCUCAGCCACCUGCGCCAGAGACCCACCCGGGAGACGCAGCGUUAUGUCACUGUGGUUACAUUCCGACUAGAGCAAAGCUGACCUCAUCCCCACCUACGAUGAGCGCCGUCCUUCCCCCUGAGACGCCGCCAACAAUGGAGCACUUUGUUGAGUUAACAAGCCUGUGGGGUCGAUCCGGAGGCUCGGCCGCUCCACAAGAGAUCCUUCAUUACAGCUGGAGGUCUUACCUGUCGUGACUUUAUUGUGUCUCUUUCCUGAGACAGGUGGGAGACACGGAAGGAGCUGAAUGUGUUCAUUUUACUGGGUUUAGUUGGUGGAAAAUGCAGGAUGUCCUCUGAAAGUCUGUUUUAAACAGAUAUGGGCGUAUUAGCAUUUAGCAUCAAAUUUGAGCAAGAAAUCAACUGCAGCAUGACCAGACCAUGAGUCACACCCACAAUGCAUCAGUUCGUACCUGCUGUUGUGCACGACGUGCGGUGCGUUCUUUCAUUGCCGAUGUUCUUUCGUUUCUGCAGAUCAGAUGGCGAUGUUUCGCUUCACGAUCUGCAGAUCAGAUCGUGAAGCAAAGUCCUUUAAAGUCCUAUUUAAGUCUUUUUUUUUUUUUUUGGAUUUGUUGAUCAAAAAGAUCAACCGGUCACAGACAGAUGGGCCUGUCUGUGUUUUCUCAGUCAAAUCGUCUUUGCUAAUAUUUGUUUGACAAUCUGAAAGGAGGCGAACACUUUCCCACGAUGCCAUAUCUCUGCGUCGAUAUGGCAACGCGUCUGCGUUGUGAGCUUGGUACCUGGCUCUGAUUCAGAUGCUGGGAUCCACAACUUUUUCUUGUGGUUCCCAUUCGGGAACCACAAGGUUUAAAACGAAUUAAGAUCAAACGUCUCGUUUUAUGUCAGAAUAAGAAGAAAAGAUUGAAUGUUUAUCGUUUAGUAAAUGGAAAUUAUUUUGAUCAUCCUACUGGAGAGAUUUAACCUCUAUGUCCCUGCUGCCAAGCAACAGUAGUCGGUGUGUGAUUGUUGGAGGCCUGGUGGUGGAGGCCUGGUGGUUGGAGGUCUGGUGGUGGAGGCCUGGUGGUUGGAGGUCUGGUGGUUGGAGGUCUGGUGGUGGAGGCCUGGUCAGUCAUCCAUCUGGAAUGUCCAUCCUGAGCCUGCAGUCAAAAGCAGAAACUUCCAACGGGCCGCGGCGAGGACGGGGCACCGGAAAAAAAAAAACCCAAACACAAUGCCUGCUGUCUUUGGAGCGGCGAGGAGCCAGGAGAUAUUUCCUGCUGGAGGUUCAGCGAGCGCAAAGUUUGAACUGAUGACUUCUCCAUCAGAGGAGAUGAGGACGCCAAACGCCAACUCAGCUCUUAACAUCGCCACGAAACAGGAACAAAAAAAACGACAAACAGGCACAACAUCUGUCAUCAUAGCAAAAUGUGAUUUUUAUUAGACACUUCAAUGCCAUGUUAGACACUUCACUGUUUUAUUUUUAUUAUUUAGCUUUGACAUUGGUACAGACGCUUUGCUUCAAUAAAUUAGUCUCAGAACAUGAACUGCA
Poeciliopsis prolifica (blackstripe livebearer) is the source of this 3017-nucleotide messenger RNA. It is a transcript of the gene slc25a26, whose product is annotated as solute carrier family 25 member 26. Bases 110 to 1330 code for a protein of 406 amino acids. The transcript is spliced from 11 exons. Gene Ontology annotation, molecular function: S-adenosyl-L-methionine transmembrane transporter activity. Gene Ontology annotation, biological process: transmembrane transport. The record is from RefSeq and is a predicted model, not a curated record. NCBI's taxonomy places the organism in Eukaryota, Metazoa, Chordata, Actinopteri, Cyprinodontiformes, Poeciliidae. Gene Ontology annotation, cellular component: mitochondrial inner membrane.